GGUUAGUGAGUAACAAGAUUUCAGUUAUUUCGCAUUCCCAUAGUGAUUACAAAUGAACGGUGUUUCACGUUUUUAAUAAUAGUAAAUAGUAAAUAAGACGUUUCUAACUAAGUUUGCGUUGUAGGUGUAUUUUAUCUAAAAUUAACAUAUUUGAAUAUAUUAAAUAUUUAUUGAAAUGACUUAUUAUUUUUAAACAUAUUAUACUUAUCACAUCAAGAUGUUUGGCUCAGGCUCAGGAGCUUUUUCAGGAGGAGCUGGAAAUUCAUCGGCAUUUGGACAAUCUACUUUUGGUAAACCUGCUGGUACUAGUGUUUUUGGACAAUCCAAUACAUCAAUAUUCAAUCAAACUACUCAACCAAACACGGGUUUGUUUGGAUCUACAGCAGCAGCCCCUGCUUUUGGACAGACACCCGCAGCACAACAAACUUUUGGAGGUUUUAGUACUGGUGGUACCUCACUUUUUGGAACACCAACUGCAACACCUGCAUCAAGUAGUAGCUUGUUUGGACAACAAAAUGCAUCUAUGGUUGGAAAUACUGGUGGUAGUUUAUUUGGUUCAUCAAAUCCUAAUGCUUCAUUUGGUCAACCUAAGCCUGUUAAUACAGGAUUUUCUUUUGGAUCUACUGUACAGCCAUCUGGAAAUAUAUUUGGUACACCUCAGGGGAGUUCAACAGGUUCUGGAAUUUUUGGAGUGCCCUCAGCUGGCACCUUCGGUGCUACAUCAGGAUUUGGAAAUGCACAAGUAUCUACUGGUGGCACCACUAUUAAAUUUAAUCCUGUAACUGGUACGGAUACAAUGGUUAAAAAUGGUACCAAUCAAACUAUUAAUACUAGACAUCAAUCUAUUACGGUUAUGAAAGAAUAUGAAUCAAAAAUAUUUGAAGAACUACGAUUUGAAGAUUAUUGUGCAAAUAGAAAAGUUGGGCAGCAGGGUACUGUUGGUGGUGGAUUAUUUGGAGCACCUAAAACAUUGUUUGGUUCUACUGCUACGACCAGCACCGGAUUAUUUGGUUCUAAUGAUAAUAAACCACUUUUUGGUGCAACAUCUACUACUCCUGCUCUUGGUGGGUUUGGAAGUACUAGUACAUCAAGUGUUUUUGGUGCACAGAAUAAUAUUUUUGGCAAGACCCAACAAACGGCUCCUACUUUUGGAACUACAACAUCAACAUCUUCAUUUGGUAUGAAUACAACUCAGCCUAGUAUUUUUGGUGCAAAUACUGCUCAGACAUCCAAGCCAUUUGGAGUUGGUGCACCACAAACAAAUAUUUUUGGAAGUACUGCUCCUACUGCUUUUGGUCCUUCAACCACUGGAUUUGGACAAACUGGAUUUGGUGCUCAACCCAAUCAAAAUAACUUAUUCAGUCAAAACAAAUCUGCAUUUGGUCUUGGAUCUACUCCAUCUUCAACAAGUUUUGGAUUUGGAACUAAUACUUCUACUAGUGCAAGUGGUGGCGGUCUAUUUGGAAAUAAACAAGCUAGUACUGGAUUUCAGUUGCCUACUCCAGCAUUUGGUUCAACUAAUACUUUUGGAGCUACAUCUACUGCUCAACCAGCUACUGGUGGUUUGUUUGGAUCCAAUGCUUUUAACAAACCUCAGACAUCAUUAUUUAAUCAACCUAAUAACACACAAACAAAUGUCUUUAGUAGUGCUGCAAAACCAGGAGGUUUAUUUGGACAAGGUACACAAAGUACAGGUUUAUUUGGCUCUGCAAAUAACAGUAGUUUUGGUACUGGUGGAACAUCAUUUUUUGGUAGUUCGCAACAACCUGGUAGUGGCAUAGGUCUUUUUUCUGGUUCAACAAAUACUCAACUUACACCUAAUCAAUCUUCUCAAAAUAAUCAAAUACAAUUGCAAUUAGAAACACUUAAAGCAAUGCCAUAUGGUGAUUCACCAUUAUUUAAAAGAUUUUAUAAGGAUGUAACAAAAGUUGAUGAGUCAUCAGUAGUUAGAUCACAAAAUGUAUCACUUGAUAAAUUUAGUAGUUAUAAAGUAUCACCUAUACCAACCCCUAAAAGCCUACCUCAAGUACGCAGAAAUUUUCCACAGUUCAAUCGUAAAUCUUUAUUUGACGGUCUUGAGGAGUCUCCACCAUCGUUUAAGACAAAUGACAAAACAAGUGAUGGUUCUAUUCUUGUUUCUUCACCAAGAACUAAUUAUAAAAAGCUUAAUUUAAAAAAAGACAGUGAUAAUAAAUUAAAGUCAAGUAAUAGUUUAAUCUUGCAUACAAAACCAUUAGCAAAAUUAGAAAAUUAUUUCAUUGCAAAACAAGGAUCAUUGUUGGAUAACACACGAAAAGUAGAUUUAUCGAUUAAUGAUAGCAAUAAUACUGUAGCUGAACUUCAUAGUAAUAAAAAAACCUCUCCAAAUAGCUCUAAAGGUGUUGAAAUCAUUGAUAUUGUUCAAAAUAAUGUAACUGAAAUUGAUAAUAAAGAACCAAGCAUUGAUCCAAAUAUUCCUGAAGCAGAAGAUCAUUGUACUGGAAUUAAACUAAGACGUGUUGGUUACUAUACAAUACCACCUAUGAAUGAAUUAGCAGAAUUAGUAGAUGAUAAUGGUGCAUGCUAUGUUGACGGAUUUACCAUUGGGCGUUAUGACUUCGGAAAUGUUUUCUUUCCCGAUCGUAUUAAUGUUGCUGGACUAGAUUUAGACUCAAUAGUUCAUAUAAGACACCGGGAAGUCAUAAUUUAUCAAGAUGAUGAAAAUAAACCUCCUUUGGGAGAAGGGCUUAAUAGGAAAGCCACUGUUACUCUUGAUCGUGUUUGGCCAACUGACAAAACCACUAAGCAACCAAUUACUUGUCCAGAUAGAAUUGCAGCCACAAAUUUUGUUGCCAAACUUCAAAGAGUUUGUGGAAAACUAAAUGCUCAUUUUGUAGAUUAUCGUUUAGAUAGUGGUUCAUGGGUAUUUAGUGUUGAUCAUUUUUCAAAGUAUGCUUUAUUAGAUUCUGAUGAAGAUGAUGAUAAUAUAGAAGUAACUAAUAUAGAUCCUAAUAAAAUACAACCAAAGUCAAUACCUCAAAAACCCAAAAUUGGAAAACUUGUUGUUGAAAAUGGUAGUCCUAAUCAAUUAGUGGCUAAUAAACAAAUGUUAGAUCUUACAGUUGGGCUGGAUCGAUCUCAGUUACCCCAUCAGUAUCUAAUGAAAUCAAAUAACCAACCUAUGACCAUUGAUUCAUUAACCUUGAAUGAUGAUCCUUCCGUAAUGCAUUUUUAUGAUAAUAAUAAAGAAAAUAGUGUAAAUGUAACAGCUCAACUGUCACAAAACAUGAAUUUACAAGCCCAUAAAAUUCAAUGCAUGAAAGCUUCAUUCAAUGAUAUAUUUUAUGAUGAGAUAGAACCCAUGGACCAAGAUGAAGAUAGUUAUGAUGAAAAAAAUAAAUUUGAGCAUAAAUUAGAAAAGAUUUUGGAAACUCUACCAGAUUUUAUUGCCAGUCCAAAUAAGAAUGAUACUUCUUUAUCUAAAUCAACUGUGAUUAUAUCAAACAAUCAAGCACCAGCUUCAUUUUUUAUUACUAAGCAAAAACGAAAAAUUGGACAAUCUACUCAUACUCCAAAAUUAAAUUUAAUGGCUCCAUUACAAGCAAAACGUUAUAGUUUAAAAUAUGAUGCUAGUGUUCGAAUUCCAUUUGAAGAAGAGUUUAAAAAUAUACACAAAUCAAAUAAAUUAGCAUUAUUGAAAUCUGUUUUUUUCAAAGUGCCUUGGUCAAAUAACUUAACAUUUGUUACCAUUAAUACAAAAUCUAAGCAAAAUUUUUUACAAUCAAAAAAAUUAGAUAUUAGCUGUUUAUCUACAGAUUUAUCUGGUCGUGUAAAUGAUGAUUAUUCUUCUACUAUUAUUCAAAAAAUAAAAAUUAUGACUCCAACUCAAACAGAAACUUUCUUAGAGCUUUUGACAGAGCAUUUACAAAUUUGUAUGGAGCAUAGCAAUUUUGACACUGAAAAUUCUACCCCCUUUUUUUAUCCAAAAUCAGGUGUUGAUGGACUACAUUCUCAUUGUUGUUUAUUAGCUCAUUUUUCGGAAUUGCCCGAAGAAACUCUUUAUUCUCAUGUUUGGGAAUUAAUUAAAGCACUUUGGGGAGAUCCAGAAAAUUUAUUUACCAAAGAUUGUCCUCAAGAGCAUUUAUAUAAUAUGGCAAGGCGUCAGGCAAUUUCUGAUUGGCUAGAAGCUCUUUUAGAAAAAACUAUUGAUUUUAAAAAUUCUGAUGAUAAUACAUCUCAAAAGAUUUUGAAAUUAGUUUCUGCACAUAAAAUUAUGGAAGCUUGUGAUUUAGCUAUAUCUGACAAUGAUUGUAAUUUGGCUAUGUUGUUGGCUCAAUUAGGAAGUGAAAAUUCUGUUAGAUGUUGUAUUCAGAGACAACUUUGGCAGUGGUCUAAUAGUAAAGCUGAUUUAUUCAUUGACAAUGACCAUCUGAAAUUGUAUACUAUGGUAGCAGGACAGCCAUUAUAUGACUCAAGUAAAGGAAUUAUCAAUAUAUGUGAAAAUAUGGAUUGGGUCAGAGCAUUUGCUUUGCAUUUAUGGUAUAUUCAACCACCAUCUGGUACUAUUGAGGACGCAUUGAAUGCUUACCAAAAUGCAUUUGAUGGUGAUGAUUCAUAUGCAUGUAUGCCAUUUAGCAAAAAUUAUUUAAAUCAUGAAUCACCUGAUGAUAUAUUUUCCACAUUUGAUGUUUGCUUCCAUUUAAUGAAAUUAUACACUAAUUCAACUUAUGAUAUUUAUGAAAUUGUAAAUCCACUCACACAUACACGUGAUCCAUUAGAUUAUAACUUUAGUUGGUUGUUGUUUAACACUCUACAAUCACUUGGUUAUACACAAAUGUAUGAACCUUAUUGUAAUCAAUUGCAUAUUAACUUUGCUUCACAAUUAUCAUCUCAUGGAUUAUGGCAUUGGGCAAUAUUUGUUCUUUUGCAUAUUAAGGACAAUGAAUUAAGGGAAAAUUUAAUUGAAGAUAUGAUUGGUAGAAAUGUUGAGAACACAAUUGAACUUAAUGAUAAAGAAGCAUUUAUAGUUUCAAAGCUACAUGUUAAAGAAACUAUUAUUUAUUAUGCAAAAGCAAUAUUAACAGAAUCCCAAAAAAUGUAUCAUGAAGCAGUUACUUGUUAUUUAAAAGCUGAAUGUUGGCAAGAAGCAAAUGAUGUGCUUGUUGGCAAUCUUUUAUCUUAUUACAUACUCCAAAGAGAUGGUAAACCAAAGUUAAAACAUUUAUUAAACUGGUUGAUUGAUGGUUGUAAAGUGGAAGGUAUUGUUCCAACACCAAUGCAAGACAGCUUAACAAUUUUAGAAUAUCUAAAAUUAAAUGAAAAUUUGAACUCAAUGUCUGCUGAUAAAUUGAUAUCUCAUGUAGUUUCACUAUGUGAAAGAGUUGCUGGUUUCUCUGAGAAGACUGUUGAAGAAAGGAUGAUUAAAACUGAAGUAUCUACAUCAAUAGCACAGCAAAUUGGACAUAUUAUAUCAAAGUUAGACUUACCAAAUAGGAAAAUGCUUAAAUCUUUGAUAUUACCUCUGAACAAACUUACAUUAACUGAAGAUUAUUCACUAGAUGAAAUUGUUCAAACUAUUACUCAUUUACUUUGAAAAGCAUGUAGAUUCUUUGUUCUUUUUUUAUUACGUAUUUAAUUUUAUUAUAUUAUUUCAAUCUAAUAAAUUACAAUUUUGUACAUAUUAUUGUAUUGUUGAAAAUAUAAUAAUUCUAGAGGUUCA
Daktulosphaira vitifoliae (grape phylloxera) is the source of this 5698-nucleotide messenger RNA. It is a transcript of the gene Nup98-96, whose product is annotated as nuclear pore complex protein Nup98-Nup96. Lineage: Eukaryota; Metazoa; Arthropoda; Insecta; Hemiptera; Phylloxeridae. The coding region runs from base 218 to 5572 and encodes 1784 amino acids. The transcript is spliced from 26 exons. Gene Ontology annotation, biological process: RNA export from nucleus; protein import into nucleus; post-transcriptional tethering of RNA polymerase II gene DNA at nuclear periphery. Gene Ontology annotation, molecular function: structural constituent of nuclear pore. The record is from RefSeq and is a predicted model, not a curated record. Gene Ontology annotation, cellular component: nuclear pore cytoplasmic filaments; nuclear pore.